ACUACUUUUUGCAUGUCGUGCUAUAACAAAAUAUAGGAUUAUAUUAGCAAAAAGUUAGAUCAAACUGUGGCUAUGGAAAAGUUACUCAUGAAUCAUGAGCAAAACAAAUUCUAAGAUUAAACAAAUGCAUAAUAUUAUUAGAGAGUAGCGUUUCCAAGUGUAAAGCCAAUUUCCAUGCUCCUUUCCGCUAAUAUCGCUUAAAGACAGAAGAGAAGCUUAUAAAAGCAGCCUAUUGGCUUCAAAGCUUUCAUGAAGUUUGGUUGCAUUAAAAAAAAACCCCUGCCUGAGUGACUUUUAAAACUCCUGAAUGAAAAGAAAGUCCAGUUUCAGCGAACGUAGAACUUCAUAAGAAGCAGAGAUAUCUGAUUCAAAUUGCUUAGAAUCAGCUAAGCAAAUUCCACACAAGCACACUCACACACACAGAGAUUGAGUGAGUCAGUCCCCAUGCCUGACUCAAAGCUAAUUGUUUGUUCUCUUCCGUCCAUCCUAGCUCUACUUCUGAUCUUCAUUCUCGUCAAACGAAAGAAAAGCAGACUCAAUCUCCCACCAGGCAACACGGGCUGGCCUUUUCUUGGUGAAACUAUUGGCUAUCUUAAGCCUUACUCUGCUACUUCAAUUGGAAACUUCAUGGAGCAACACAUAUCAAGGUAUGGAAAAAUUUUUAAGUCUAACUUGUUUGGAGAGCCAACAAUAGUUUCGGCAGAUGCUGGGCUAAAUAGAUUCAUCUUACAAAACGAAGGAAGAUUAUUUGAAUGCAGCUAUCCUAGAAGCAUAGGUGGAAUUCUAGGAAAAUGGUCUAUGUUGGUAUUAGUUGGAGACAUGCAUAGAGACAUGAGGAGUAUCUCUCUCAACUUCUUGAGCCACGCCAGGCUUAGAACCCAUCUAUUGAGAGAGGUGGAGAAGCAUACCUUGCUUGUACUCAGCUCCUGGAAAGAGAAUUCUGUAUUUUCAGCACAAGAUGAAGCCAAGAAGUUUACCUUCAAUUUAAUGGCAAAACAUAUCAUGAGCAUGGAUCCUGGAGUUCCUGAGACUGAGCAGCUUAAGAAAGAAUAUGUUACCUUUAUGAAAGGAGUGGUGUCUGCUCCUUUGAAUUUUCCUGGGACUGCAUAUAGAAGGGCCUUACAGUCUCGAUCAACUAUCCUGAAGUUUAUUGAGCACAAAAUGGAAGAUAGAAUAGAGAAAAUGACGGAGGGGAGAGAAACUUUGGAUGAUGAUGAUCUUCUUGGAUGGGUCUUGAAGCAUUCUAAUCUUUCCACUGAACAAAUUCUUGACUUGAUUCUGAGUUUACUCUUUGCUGGCCAUGAAACUUCAUCAGUAGCCAUAGCUUUAGCUAUAUACUUCUUGCAAGGUUGUCCUAAUGCUAUUCAACAACUAAGAGAAGAGCACCAAGAAAUUGCAAGUGCCAAGAAGCAAUUAGGAGAAACUGAAUUGAAUUGGGAUGACUACAAGAAAAUGGAAUUCACACAAUGUGUUAUUAGUGAGACACUGAGGCUUGGUAACGUAGUGAGGUUUCUCCACAGAAAGGCAUUAAAAGAUGUUCGUUAUAGAGGUUAUGACAUUCCAUGUGGAUGGAAAGUGCUUCCGGUGAUAUCAGCCGUGCAUUUGGAUCCUUCACUUUUUCCCCAGCCUCAACAAUUCGAUCCAUGGAGAUGGCAGAAAAAUGCGACGCAGGGAUCUUCAUCAUCUGGUUGCCCUAGCAUGACAAGUAGUAAUAACUUCUUGCCAUUUGGGGGCGGACCGCGACUCUGCACCGGAUCAGAAUUAGCAAAACUAGAAAUGGCAGUUUUUAUCCACCAUUUAAUCCUCAACUACCACUGGGAAUUAGCCGAUAUGGAUCAAGCUUUUGCCUUCCCCUUCGUUGAUUUUCCAAAAGGCUUACCAAUCAGAGUCCGACACUACGCUUUCAUAUAGUUAAUAAAAGACAAAGAGCCCAUGCAUGAUUAAACGAUAAAAACAGACCCUUCCUUCAGUCUCAGCCAUAGCCUUUCAUGGUGGACAUACAAAAAAAAAAAAAAAAAAAAUCAAGAAGAGACGCCGUGAUUGAGUUCUUGGAUUUUCCGACGGCUUAAUGUAAGUUAUUUUGGCGUUAUUAUGUAAGCUCACAUGAACAGAAAGGAAGACAAAGAAAAUGAAGUACACAAGACAAGAUCCUAGGACCACAUAUUCCUCUUCCUCCCACCACCCCUUAAAUUGUAAAUUUAUUGUCCUCUAGUCCCUCGAUCUAUGUUGGGACUUCGGAGUAAUUGUAGUCAUUUAUAUAUAUAUAUAUAUAUAUAUAUAUAUAUAUUAUAUAUGGUUUUCCUUUAAUUUGACAUACUUUUCUGUAUCAUCCAGAUAUGAUUUGUCUUAUUGCGUUUGAUUGAAAGACAAAGGAGUCCUAAGAAUCUAUAAUAGAAGAUAUGGCAUAGUGAUAGGUCUAUUUAGUACUGUUAAUUUU
Molecule: messenger RNA, 2437 nt
Organism: Quercus robur (English oak)
Lineage: Eukaryota; Viridiplantae; Streptophyta; Magnoliopsida; Fagales; Fagaceae
Product: cytochrome P450 90B1
Exons: 8
Coding region: 445-1911 (488 amino acids)
Biological process (GO): sterol metabolic process
Molecular function (GO): heme binding; oxidoreductase activity, acting on paired donors, with incorporation or reduction of molecular oxygen; monooxygenase activity
Source: RefSeq, a predicted model, not a curated record